This is a messenger RNA of Gaeumannomyces tritici R3-111a-1, 7827 nucleotides long. RefSeq names its product guanine nucleotide exchange factor LTE1. Gene Ontology annotation, molecular function: guanyl-nucleotide exchange factor activity. Lineage: Eukaryota; Fungi; Ascomycota; Sordariomycetes; Magnaporthales; Magnaporthaceae. The coding region runs from base 862 to 6369 and encodes 1835 amino acids. The transcript has 2 exons. Gene Ontology annotation, biological process: positive regulation of GTPase activity; Ras protein signal transduction. The record is from RefSeq and is a predicted model, not a curated record. Gene Ontology annotation, cellular component: plasma membrane.
CACACACUCCAACUAGCCGGUGGGUUCGUUCGAGUCUCCAUGUUGCCGAUGCCUUGUCAUUUGUAAAUCCUCGCUCCUUUUCUUCCUUGUUGCGACAAUUGCAUCGCGACCCACGUUCCUUUUUCAUUUUAGUCAUACGCUCUCUCUGUUGUCUGGUGCCGCAAAUUCGCUCGCCCCCUUUUUCGGUUGUUUGUCGCACGCAGUUUGGCAGACGUACAUGCCUCUGGGCGCGUCUGGCACCCAGCCUUGGAGCCUCGGAGUCCACCAUUCUGGCGACUGUGCCAACCACGUAGCACUUCGCACCUGCCUCCCCGCCUGCCUGCUGCACCGGCGCCGUUUGGGUCGUGCUUCUCCUAAACGGCCCCUCGACUAGACGCUUGCGUGACUCGGGCCAGCGCUACGAUUGGGCCUCCAUCUCGACCUCGUCCGCGCACUCGAGUUUGGGCGUCCCAGGGCAGGAAGGAGCACGGAGCAAGACACCCGAUCAGGGCCGAGAGAGGAGGAACCAAACAAGACCGCGCCUGCCCUCUCCCCACCCGACUGCGGCACCGUGCCCGCCACCUCUAGUCCGCCGACGUCUCCCAUCGCUCUCCAAGCCACCUCCCAGAUUCCGCACGAGGGACAGCACACCCGGUCCCUCCUGCCCACGCCGUCCAGCGGCUCUAGAACCGAUAGAAGCUGCUUCUGGUGUCGCCCUGCUGCCGCUGUCACCGCCGCCGCCGCCGCCGCCUGCUCUCUCCAUCCACCUGCUGCCCGGCCACGCGAAUGCCGGCCGUCGAACGGAUGUCCAUGCAAUAAACCAAGGAAUAUAUCCCCGGGGGCACUUGUGGUGACUGCCACCGCCCGCCCUCCACGCGAGCCAUGGAGGCCGCCGCCGACCUCGCAAGGACCCGUUCUGCAACGACCGAGCGACCCGAUACUCGUCGAUAUCGCAGCGACUCGUCUUCGUCUUCCAUCGGGAGCCCCAUGUUCUCGCCGAGGUUGGCCACCGCCGCGCCGCCAGAUUCGAGAACCACCAAUCUCAGGAGGAUCCCAUCCAGAACCGCGAGGGAAGACCGGCCCACUGGCGGGAGCCUGGGUCGAUUAAAAAGCAACGCAAGGCCCCCGCUGCUGCCCGUGACGGAGCGAAAGGGCCACGACGAUGGCAAGACCGAGGCCCGGUUCAGGAAAGAUGCCGAGAACGAUAGAGCGGAUAUCACCCCCGAUGGAGGUUCCGCGAGCAGGGGAGGCCGCAAGUUUACCGUGGCCAAUGUUGGCAACAAUGGGCGGAUAUAUCUGAGGCCAACAAUACGACCUGCAAAUCAGCGUUAUCCCCAGCCUAAUUUCGUCUUCCCCAUGACGCCACCCGCGACCGCGACGCUCGAUUUUACACCAACGACGGCGACGAGGAAGGAGGCCGAUGCAACAGACCCAGACAGGCUGCUGCAGGGCAGCCAGCUAGCCGUCUCUCAACCCCCGACGUCGGACACGGCAUCCAUGAGGUUAGCAUAUGAGGGAAGGAUCAGCGCGAGGCAUCGGCGCGCGCUCUCCGACUCGACCGUCCCCGAACCGAACGUGGCUUGCGAUACAGACGACGCUGGCGUGUUCAAGGUCGUAAUAACGCAGCCUGGCGAUGACCAAAGGCCGAAUACGGUUGGGGUGGAGCAAAACGACGGGCCCUUCCUGGAUAUAUCGAUCCCUUCGUGGAAAAUCGGGAGCCCUCGAUUUACCCCUUUGGGAACGGCAUUGCUUCGAGGUUCUUCGGCUGGCGCGCCCACCGAAGACAUACGCUCAACCGUAGCCUCGCCUCGAGCCGAAACCCCGCAGAGCGAUCUCAACAAGCCAAAGAAGCCAAAUCCCAUCAGCAUCCCUCGAAUACGACUGCCCCAAGUUGGAGCCGAGCCCUCGCCCGUUCUUUUCUCGCCCGUAAAGUUGGCGCCUAUCCGCUCAACCUAUCUGUCCACGCAUCUGGUGAUCGAACCGGCCAUGUUUGAUGACCUGACGUUUAAACCUGCGUGCGACGAUCGCUCGAUUGUUCGAUACUCCGCGGCUACGAGUGCGGUCACUGCCGCAACACCGCCCCGCCUGGUGGCCGAGAUCACAUCGCCGAGCUUUCUGGACUACGAACUGCUCUCGGACUUUUUCCUCACGUUCCGUGCGUUUCUCGAGUGCGACGACCUCUUGAAGAUGCUAAUCGCCAGGCUCCGGUGGUCACUUCGGAGAACCGACGAGGCUGGUAUGGUGGUCCGCGUUCGCACCUUUGUGGCUUUGCGCCACUGGAUCCUGAACUAUUUUGUUGAUGAUUUUGUCGUCGAUUAUCACCUCCGCAUCGUGUUCUGCAACCUUCUCAACGACCUUGUCGACGAGCUGUCACAAGAUCCUGGCGCGGGAAAAGUCCAGGUUAAAAUCUUGGGCGAGCUGAAAAAGUGCUGGAGGCGAAUUUGUUCGCAGUACUGGGAUGGCCCAGAGUUUGACUCGUCUCUGGGCCCCGAGGCCCCGAUAGGGCCUGGAGGGAUAGCCGGACAUCGCCGGGCGAGCCUCGAUCCUGGCUUCUGGGAACAGGACGACGAGCCGCCGCAGCUGGAUGCGAUAUUCGGCUUACCAGCGGACGCGUUUCCAGAGGCCGUGCGAAGCAGCUUCGCCAUGGAGGUGUCAAGAGCCGGCCGCAUUGACUCUGUGGCUCUCCAAGAUACAAAACCCGCGACAUCAGCCCUGCAGCAGGGGCACCUGAGGAGGAUGCCUCUUAGUGUUAGCAGCAUCGACGUUAUCUCGUGCUCAUUCCCGACAAAAAACAUGCUCUUCCCACAGCCCCCCACCGAAAUCCCUCCAGCGGCACAUCCCGUCGACCCGACAUCCUUCUCUACGGCUCACAAUGAUCCCGUUGCGACGACACCACGAGCCCUGACCGGCAAGCGUGUCCGCCCUCAGCAGUCUCAGCACAAGCGCAAUGGCAGCCUGACGGACUCCCUCAGGGACCACGGGCCGGCCACUGCGCCAGCCGCCGAUAAGCAGAUGGCUUACAGGGACACGGAGCUUCUGAUGUCCAUUCCUUAUGCCGGUAGUCUCGUGCGAGGCGCCAUGUUCCCUCCUGCACAGGCCUUUGUCGAGAUCCCUGCUCCGAAUUCCGCAGGAGCACCGAGGCAGACCACCAUGUUCAACACGCACCCCCUCGAGACGCAGAAAGUGAAGGUGCCAGCAUCGGCAAUGUCAAGCCAAGGAAUGAGGAGACUGCUGAGCAGCGUGCGGCGCGCUCUCAGCUCCAAAGGCACAAGCAUUUCACCGGCCCAGGGGCACUUCCUCAAUAUAUCUCCGAUCGGCCCUCGUGGCGCAACAACAAAUCGACUUCCAGGGACUGCUAUAGUCCCGCAAGCCCGCCCCAGGCUCAACGGGACCAGACCUUCUGUUCGGAUCGAUCUCCUCGGGGCAGAGGUGGCAGAGGACUUUAAGAAAGCCAUACGCGAAGACGCCGCCGCCGAGGCUGCAAGUUUCGGGCGUGCCAUUCUUGAGGGCCUAGAGGACGACGAUGACGAUAGUGAUAAUUGGGCUUCCGGAGGAGAACCGGGACAUACGUCGGGCCAUUUGAACACGCCACUACAACCACAAAGCUCCGGUUCCAUCCUUCGCCCUUACAGCGAUACUGCCAUAUCGACAGGCAGCCAGUCUAUCGUGAUUGUCGACGAUACUCUCCCCGCCGAGGGGCCUGUCAUGACAGGAGCCCUCCCUGUCAGCAGCAACCAUUCAAUCGAGGCCUUUGCCGAGACUUUCAUGUACACUGGAGGCGCAGACCCAACGCCACCAAACACACCACCUUCCCAGACAAUGGGCACGCCGCGGAAGUCCUCCUACAUCCUGCGCCACCCGCUUACGAGACAAGUCAACUCGGAAGAAAUCCUGCCGGCACACGCGCCAGUCAUCGAACCGGAACACACGACCCGCUCAUCAGAAGAUACUACUCGACCGUCGACGGACAUGUUGCGACCGUCGGUCGAAUUCAUGCGGCAGUCCAGCCGACCACCACUGAGCGGGGUCUGGGGACAUUUCCGUCAGCGGUCUAGUAGGUCGUACCAGUCCGUGAACUCUUUCGGGAGGAGACGGUAUGCGUCCUUCACGAGCGGCAUCGCGCCGCAGCUGACAAUCCGGAGUUUCGCGACGUCGACCUACUCGGAAGCGUCUGUUGACGACGCUCCAGUCACGCAGCCUCUUCGUAUGCUGAGGAGGCGCCCCGGGGGUGAUUUGCGCGCCGCGACUAACAUUGGCGAGCUGCAUCCGCUUCGCCGGUCACGAUCGGUGGGAUCGCUCACAACCUACUCGGAAUCUGUGCGCAGCUCCUACAUUCGCAGUCCAGGCCAGGACUCGAGCGGCUUUAUCGACGUGGUCACGAGCGAGUAUUCACACGAGCGGGCUGCCGCCUUCUCCCUCGGAGCCAUCACUGAGCAGCACCCCAAGAAGAUAUCCCUCUUUAGUACUCACUCGUCCAAGCCUGUCAUGCGCCCUUCCUUUGAAGCCGAGGCGCAGAAGCUGGCGCAGAUACCCGACGACGUUGGUGACGACGGAGGUGUUGAAGCAGCGCUGCUCAAACUCGAGGGCAAGUUUGACAAGAGGGCCUUCAAGCUGUCAAUGGAGCCUACAAACCUCCGCCUGCCGUCUCUCGGGGCAGUUGCCGAGCACGGAGUGGUGACCAGUGGCGAGAAGAGGGAACAUCGCCAGCUGCACAUCAACGACGACACGCACUUGUCGCAGAUGGUGGCGCAUAAGCUCGAGUCUGGCGAGGCUGUGGGUGAUGUCACUGACAGCGAAGCAGACACGGAGCUGACGCCAAAACAGCCUUCGACCUUCUUGGAGGUUACAUCGUCCUCGCCGCUGCGCCCUGAUUCCGGUAUCCGUUCCUUCUUGUCGGGCGAGUCGUACUCGUCUAUCCCAUUGUUGGACCGUGGUCUCACCGAUGAGGCGCGCAGCAACGCACCUACGCGGCAAUGGGCCGGCAUGUCUGUGCUUCUGGACUCUGCUGCUGGGACACCAACCGGGGCGCAGAGUCCGAGCUUAUGGGAGCACAUGUCCUUCGACUUUGUCAACAAAACUGAUAGUCUGGACAUGAUAACGCCCGGUGAGACGCAGCCGCAGCCGCAGUCGCAGCCGGAGCCCGAGGCCCUGAUGAGCUCGCCAUCCUUCCUGGAUGACGACAGCGAUGCCGCAUCCGAUCUGUCCUCGGAGCUCUCCGUCGAGCUUGUGGCCGAGCAGGAGCACGGCGAAAUGAAGAUCCGAAAGAGGCCUGGGACCAUCAUCUCGGGGCUUCCCGUGCAUCCGCUUGGCGAGCCUUCGACCACGGAAUGGGGCCGUAAACCGCAGCCUCUGGCCGGCAAUCCGCCGUCGCCACCAAUAACAAUGAUACAGGCUCUGCAGAUGUCUCCUGAGACGGCACGCGGCUCACAACCACACCGCCAAUGGGCCUCGGCUGCAAAACCGCUACCGCUGCCGCCCACUCCAGACGCCACGCCGACGACUGCGGCACCCGAGCAUGGCUUUGACUCGCCAAGGACCAUGGCCAUGGCCAAGGAGGCGCGGGCGGAUGCGGGAAGGAUGUCCUUGGCGCCCAAGUUCAACGCGCAUCUGCCUUUUAUCUUGGCAUUUGACUCUGAGAUUCUGGCGCAGCAGUUCACGCUGAUCGAGAAGGAUGCGCUCAACGAGAUCGACUGGAAGGAACUGAUCGAGAUGCGGUGGAAGAACGCCGAGAACAUUGACGCGCGGUCGUGGGUCGACUUCCUUCGCAACUCUGAGGCGCGCGGCGUCGAGGUGGUGAUUGCGCGGUUCAACAUCAUGGUCAAGUGGUGCGUGUCCGAGAUCGUGCUGACGCAGGAUCUCGAGGAGAGGGCGCGCUGUGUCAUCAAGUUCGUCCACAUCGCGGCGCACUGCCGGCGCUUCCGCAACUUUGCCACAAUGUCGCAGAUAGCCAUCGCCCUGACAAGUCAGGAGGUGUCGCGGCUGACACGGACGUGGGCCAUGGUGCCGGCCAACGACCUGACGACGCUGCGCGACCUCGAGAUGCUUGUGAGCCCGACCCGCAACUUCUACACUCUCCGGGCCGAGAUGGAGGGCGGCGGGAUAGCCAGCGCGGAUACGGGCUGCAUCCCCUUUGUGGGCAUCUACACACACGACCUGCUGUUCAACGCCCAACGGCCGUCCGAGAUUGCUAGCUCGCCCACAACGGCGCCGCUGGUAAACUUUGAGCGGUGCCGGAUCGCGGCAGGCGUGGUCAAGACGCUGCUCCGGCUGCUCGAGGCGAGCACCUUGUACAGAUUCCAGCCCAUCGAGGGUAUCACGGAGCGGUGCCUGUGGAUGGGGGCACUGAGCGACGACGAGAUCAGGCGGCUUUCGGACAGCUUGGAGACAUGACACGAUACGUCGGCGUGCACUCGAAACAAGACAUGCUCGAGUGCUUCCGUUCUUGCACAUGCUUUGCUUUUUGUCACAUGCUUCCGUCGCAUAGAUCAAUCCUUUCGACCGCCCACGCACAUACAACUAGUACAGACAUGUACACGUACGAUAUGCAGGCACGAGGCGCCAUUAUACAUCGAUACCUCCAUAUCGUUGCGUUGCUUGACAUCUCCACGACCAACAACAUAGGACAUAAUCGCAAAGCCAACGAGAGGGCCAACCUGGCGUUUCUGUCUUUUUUCUCCCCUUCUUCUUUUUUCUCCUGUUCCGUUUUUACUCGCCCUUUCUUUUACAGAAGACGAUACCUAACCGACGCAGGCAGGCCACACUUGCAGCUAUGGUGUCUUUCCCCGUCGGCAGCGCACAUAACUUCCGAGUCUCUCUACGCCCACAAUCCACAGCGAUACGCACACCCGCCUUUUUUUCUUCCCAUAUUUUACGUCGCUCUGACGACCUGUUUUUUUUCUUCUUCUCUUGUCUUUUGUUUCUUCUUGGAUUUGCUGUUCGGCUUGGCAAUCAUCCUUUGGGGUGCACCACACAUCAUCAGCGACGGACUACUGCGGAUUUUUGUUUUGGGACGAGACGUUUUGGGAAGCGAACACUAUAAAAUGAAGGGAAGGAAACCGCUAUGUGCUUUUUUUUUUCUCAUUGCGCUCAUAUUGCAUCCUGUGCGGUGUAUAGAGCUUGUCAUACCAUCGGGCGUCGUUUUUCCUUUUCUUCGGCCUUCUGGGUCGUGCUAGAAUCUACCAUCUUCACCUAUACCCCAACCAUCUCUUUUUGCUUCCCCUUUUUUUCUUCUUGUUUUGUUCUCUUCGCUUCUCAUGGUCGGUGUGGACACUAGCCACACUGCAUUCUCCCAAGAGGGCCUCGGGGUCUGACCAGGGCGAAUGUCUUUUCCGGCACGAGUGGGUUAUCUGUUCUGAUUUCUUUAUGCUCUAUGGCACAUGAGCGGGAUGAGAGACGUGUCGGUUGAAACGAAGACGGCGUUGGCGGCGAGGCGACUCUCUCGAAGCACGUGCAAGUCCCCAAGACGGACGGUGGCGGCGUGUGUGUGUGUGUGUGUGUGUGCCUGCCUGCACGACUUCGUCGGCCUAGGGAAGGAGGAAGCAUCGGUAGGCCAGGGUAGGAUGGGAAACAAUGGGGGGAGCAUUUAGAAGGGAUAAGCAACGUGUGGGCAGUUCAUCUUGGUCUUGUAGGGCUUUUGGUAGGCGGAAGAGGGAGGAGAUGGGGGAGAAGGAGCGGCUGCGAUGGAAUGGCUGCUUGGGGAACUGGCAGAAGCCGUGUGGAAGAAAAUAAGAAACAAAUUCCAAAACUUGGGCAUGUUAUCUAUCCGGUGGUGAUGUUGCUCAUGAUGAAUAUUUUGCACGCUUGUGAUGCCUAGACUUUGUUCAUGCACCCCUGAGACCUGAGACUCCC